AGAACCGUUUCAGAAAGCGGAAGUUCAUGGUGAGAGGAGAGUUGACGGCAGAAGGACAAGCAGAAUAGAAAUUACUUCCUGACGUUUCUCGAUUAAGGUAAUAAUCGUAUUUUUUUGCUGUUAAAUCAGUUGAAUGAGUGGUUUGUUAUAGAGGCCUGUGGUACCUUCGUGUGUGUGUGUUUUCAGACGAAAACAGUGAGUCAGUCUCCUCAAACCUCACGGUUUAAAUCAACAUGGUGAUGCUGAGUGUCUGAAGACUGAUGUUUGCUCAUAGGACUGAAUCAGAGAUUUCAACGGAUCUGUUUCCAUUUAGUUUCUUCUUUUACUCAUAGUAAGAUUCUGGACUUGGUUUUGGGCUGCCAGGAUUAGCUAGUUUCAUCAUUUCUAACAUCUUAUUUUCUGUUCCACUGCUUUGUUUUUGCAGCAUUUAUGAGUUGACGUUAUGACUGCGAUUCUGUGUUUCUCAUUAGCCUUGUUGCUUUUUGAUCAUUGAAAAAUAACUGAGAUUGUAUGAUUGUGAACCUCCUGGAGAAUUGAACAUUUUCACAGCCUUGCCUCAUUAUAUCCUGAUUUAAGCCAGUAUAGUUUGUUAUCUCUGGGUAACUUAGUUAACUUGGAAACACUUUGGAGGAUUUCCAGUGGUACAAUAAGCCAGGCCUCAGAUGGGUGUAAUAAAACUACAGCCUGAUCAGUUUCGGGUUAUUAAAAUUACUCAUGUUCUUUUCAAAACAUCAGGAAAUGUGAAGAGAUGAGUGGUUAUCCACUUCUCCGUGUGCAAUGUCAACUGAUAUUACACUGCAGAUGAUCAUGAUAACAAAAAUAACUGUGUGCUUUGCAAAAUUUGAAAGUGCUGAAAAAACGGCAGUAAAAUUGGUAGAAUGAUGAACAGAUAUAGAUCAAUGAAAAAAUAAAGAAAUGAUUAAACACUUAUAUGAAAAUAUAAUUAACUGUUAGAACAGGUUGAUCAUUAUCAACAAACCCAGAAUAAGAAUCAGCUUUAUUGACCAAAUAUAUGUGCACAUACAAGGAAUUAGAUUCUGCUUAACUUUGCUCUCUAUGUACAAACAUUAAACGUGAAAAAUUACAAAAAUUAAAAUUAUGUACAAGACAUUCAACUGUGUUUGUAUGUACUGAAAUAUCUUUUGAUAUGUCAACAUCAUUUUUGUACAUUGUGGCGCCCCCUGUGGACAAAAUAGUCCUUGCUUAUAUGUUCGUUUACAUGCCUUAGUAGUGUCUUCGAACAAAAAUCCUUUUUGGCUGUCAAAUGUUCCAUUUACGGUGAAUUUUUGUGGGAGAUGUAGACUACAUGGCUUUUCAGCUGAGGCCUAUUCCCUUGCGGUUUGAGCAAUAAAGAAAUUCAGUAAAAAAACCUGAUGGCCUUAUUGCUGAUGAGUUUCUUUGCACUUGUGUGCAUCAAAAUGAAUUUCAGUCUAUUUUAUAAACUUAAAAAAAGUCUUCACAGGAGUUUAAAUUCAGUAUUAUUUAAAGUCUUCCCCUUUGGAGUCCAAGCGCCUGAUUAAACCAUGAUAUGCAGACUAGUUGAGCAUUUAUUUAAGACAAAGCAGAACCUAGAAAAACACAGUUUCACCCUCCAAAAUUGAAGCCAGAGAAAGAACAGUUGAAACUUUGGUCACUAAUCAGAAAGAGAUUUGUUAAUUCAUGUCAAUUAAUCAUCUAAUCUGAGCUCCUGACUCCUUCUCCUGUUCCUGCAGAUGGGCGAAAUCCAGUGAGAUCGCCAUCCAGCUGUGACACCAUGACAUCCAGUCACUGCUCGUUGUUUCCAGAAGUUUCACCAAACCAGAAUCUAUUAGAUCAUGUUGCCUGCAGGUCUGAGCCAGGCUUUGAGUCCACCUGUGGGUAUUUUGAUGAGCCUCCUCUUCCGGGAAAAAUCAUGGAGGAGAGCAGUGAGGCAACUCAGUGUUGCACGCAGAUGAAGACAAAGAUGGAUUCUCAGCUCAGACUCGACGCAAACGCCAAACUAUGGUAUAUCCUAGAUAUGUUGAAAAUAUGUUUCAAACAAAGGCCUUUUGUUCGUUUUUCCAGAGUUAACCUGUGUGUAAAAAUGGCAGCUGGUAGGAGCUGAAUUUUCUGUAUGGUGACUGAAAAAAGGGCUAUCUCUGGCCCUGUAUCUCAGUUUUCUAAAAUGUUCUCUCUUGGGUCCUUGGUUCAACCAGGACUACUUACAGACCUGACAUUAUAAGUAGCACCCUAUGGCUCUUAUCGUGGCUCAGAGGAGAGAGGAUCAAGGAGAGAGGAGGGUAAUCAGAGGAGAAAUAACCAGGAAUGCACAAGUAGCCUUCAAGUCUAACUGACAGACAAGCACACCCAGUGACAAUUACCAGCCACUGACUGGACGCUGCAGUGCACAAGGCUCCACAGAAACUUCACAACAUUAUUAGAUGUUAGUUUUGAAACAGCCAGUAUGUGAUGAGCUGGAAUGAAAAAAAGUUUCUUUUUCUCGGUCCAUCCCUCCCUCUCUUUGUUUCUCUGUGCAUCUCCGGUGGGAGGGACUAAGACACAAGGGAAAGAUGCAGGUGAGGGAACGAGGAUGCUACUUAAGAGAACUGAGACGUAGCCUCUGAUGCUCUUCAUCAAACAGAGCAUCAGAGUGUCUUAAAUCUUUAAUCUGGUUCGAACUGUAAGGUGACAAACAGGGUUGAACAGACCAAAGGAACAAAACAGCGACAUUCAUCGCUCCUCUCUUCUCUGUUUUUGGGUUAAACAUUUGUUAUAAAGGCAAGUGAACAGCUAAUCAGUCACAUAUUAAAAAUCCACACAGUAAUUGAAGUCUCCUUUCUGUCUCUCCUUCUCUCCAGCUCCAUGUCAGAGACCUCCAUGUGUCGCAUCUGUCAUGAAGGGGGGUCUCAGGAAGAGCUGCUGUCCCCGUGUGAGUGCUCAGGGUCUCUGUCCUCUGUCCAUCGCAGCUGUCUGGAGCGCUGGCUGUCUGCUUCAGGGACCAGCUUCUGUGAGCUCUGCCAGUUCCAGUUCACAGUGCAGAGGAGGUCCAGGUCUCUGCUCGAGGUACGAGGGGCUGCAGACUGAGAUUUAUGACGUCCUGUUAGACUCAACUCCUGACGCUGCUUUCCUUCCUGUUUCAGUGGUUACAGAACCAGUCUCUGCGUCAGGAGAAGAGGACUUUGUUAGGAGACCUGGUGUGUUUCCUCCUCAUCACUCCUCUGGCAUCCGUCUCCGGUUGGCUCUGCCUCAGAGGAGCCAUUGAUCAUCUUCACUUUUCCAGCCGACUGGAGGCCAUGGGGCUCAUUGCUCUCACCGUGGCCCUCUUUACCAUCUACCUCUUCUGGACCCUGGUCAGUGAGCUGGAUUUCUUCUGUACAUUAUUUCAGUUUAUAUAGGUCAUCUAAGCCUCUCUUUAGCAUGCACAGGUGUCAUGUGAUCCAUACAACCUGCGCUGGGAUAAAAUGGGGCAAAAGUUUGUUCAUGCUGUUUAUUUUUAAAAUAUUCCUUCAGGAAUGAGGGCUGAUGAGUUCUCUCUAUCGCUGCGGUUAUCGACUAUCUGAGUAAUUGAUUACUCUUGAGAUAAAUCGAGAAAAUAAAUAAGAAUUUUUAUAUUUAACAUUUUUGGCCAUUACUGCUGUAACAAUUUAACUUUCCCUAUCUUUGCAAAAAGUUAUAUAUUAGUUUGAGUCAUUAUAAGACCUAAUACAUGACAGUUAAAGUGUCUUAGACUAGCACAUUUACUUAAAAGAUAUUAUUUUACUAAUGUUACUCAGGAAUUUCAUAUCUAAACAGCACUUUCAUGAUGGUUGUUAAGGUAGAAAGUAAAGACAGUAGUUAGUAAAGACAAGAGAUUGUAGUUGAUGUAAUUGUUAGUUAAUUAUCUGUUAGUUUAAGCAGUAAGUUGGAUCCUGGUCUUGUAACACUAUAAGACAGGUAAUUUCAGAUGAACCCAUCCUUCUGUCUCCUCCAGGUGUCUCUCAGGUAUCACUGUCGCCUCUAUAACGAGUGGAGAGUGUCCAAUCAGAGAGUGAUCGUCCUGCUGCCCCGCCCACACAGCAAGAUUUCAGCACUUCACUCCCUACAGUCCUCACUGAGAGAGAAACAGCUAUCCAAAGAGUCCAUCGUCUGAGCCCAAGUCCAAGUCCAGGUCUCGGCUGGAUGGGUAGACUCUGUCCGUCUCCUGAUCUCUCUGCACUUUAAAACUCCACUCUGACUGAUUCAGGGACAAAAAGCUCUUACUGGACUGACUCACACACACACACACACGCAUGCACACAAGCACACACACACAGUCAGCUGACGGAGUGACCACGUUGACUCAGGAUGAAGGAGAAACUGUCGACCAAACUCUGGUAAGCACUGUGAUAGAAAGAAGGUGCAACAUGAAAACUUUGCUGAUGUCUAAACAUCUAGUUUGACUUUUUAAACCUUUGUGAAAAUGUGAGGAAGCAGAUGUUAAAAAAACUUAAGCAUUCCUUAAAGGGAAGAAUUCCAGUAUUGGUAAACCUGGGGGUUCACCUCAUAAAAGCUAAAAGUCUUUGGAUUUUUCUUCUUCAUCCUGCAGCAAGAAAACAGGCUGCAACAUAAUCCUUCAACUGUCAAAAAAGUGUCCGCUAAAUGCCAUUGUUUUGGUCCCUGAGAGGCUCGGAUUGUUAUUCUCAGAGUCCAACAGCAAGUUGAACAGAGAGUCCAUGCAAAGAGCGAGCUUUAUGUGAAAGAGGAACCACAAACUGUUACAUCACUCUUAAAAAAAGCACCAAACUCCAUUGAUAAAUACAGAAAAUUUACUUCACAGCACAUAGAAGAGUUAUUGAUCAAAGUGCUUCUUGGAUCUGUGUGUGCCUUAGUGUUACUGUGUGCACAGAAACAUUGUACUGCAUUUGAACUAACUGUCCAAGUGACUGAUGCAGAGGCAGACAGGCAACCACCAUGAUCAGCAAGAUAAAGUGGCUGUUUUUGUAAAUUAUGUUUGAUGGCUUUUAGAGCGACCAAUAUAAAAGCUGUUUCUGGCAGCAAAACAAGGAUUUUAUUCCGAUUGUUCUCUGGAAAAAAUUAAAGCUCCUGUGAGGAACUUUUAGUUUGCAUAAGUUUUGGUGCCCCCUGUGGACAAAGCAGUCUUUUCUGGUUUUGUGCUCUACGUACUUCAGUAGUGUCAUCUUUUUAAAAAAAUCUUGAUCCUACCAUUUUUGUGAAUAUUAAUGUUAGAAAUGUAAAAGCAGGGCUGUUGCUUCCCCCCUCGCGCUGCUUCCAGGGGGUUAAAAUUACUCUUGAAACAACGGAGAUCUUAUUGCUGUGGGUUUUGUUUGCUUCUGCGCAUCAUGAAAAAAACAUCUGUAUGAGUUUCAGUCAAUUUUUUUUAAUGUAAAAAAAAAAUUCCUCACAGGAGCUUUAUGAGCAGUUAACAACUACUUGUUUAAAAUAACUCAUAUUUCCCCUGAAUCCUGUAUAAUCCACAGCAACAUAACAGAUAUACUCAUAAAAUUAAUCUCUGCAGACAUAAAGUCGUACAGAGCGAGGAUCAAACCGUGGAAUUUCUGCAACAAACUUACCACCCUGAGAGUUGAAUAUAAAACCAGCUACUUGAUUUUUUUAUUGAUACCAGAAAGAAAGACGUGUUUUUAAGUAAAUUCUCAAGAACAGAUAACUCAACCCUCGAUCUGAUAACAUUUUAUGAUUUAACCACUAAAAGCCUUGUAAAGACAGUUCAUACAGACAAAACCUUUUUGCAAGACUCUUGGGUAAACAGUCCGAGCCUGUCAGUGACAGAAACUAAAGCUCUUAUCAGGCGGAUUUUGAUCUGAUUCUCAGACUCCAAAGUUAUGAUGCUGCGUGACAGCAACCAACUGAGAUAAUCUACCACAGCAUUUCUGAAACCUUUGAAACCUGUCAGUCUGUAUUUUUAAACCUGGGCACUAUUCUUUUGAUGUUUUGGUUUGUAGAGGAAUAUUCCUCUACAUCUGAUCAUGCAGUUAAAAAUACCAAACAGAAGGAGCUGUAAAUGUUUCUGGUGUAAAAAUGUACAAAAGUUUGACUUUCAAUCUGAUCCGUGCAGGUUCUGUGUUUUCACACCCCGCAUAAAAAGUCAUGUUGACAUAAUUGGAUUAACGUGUUUAUCUUUUAACUAGUGUUCAUCAUAAAGAAAAAAAUGGUAUCUCUGUAUCUGUCCUUCUCAACCACAGCAGAGCAACUACUCAGGAGUAAAUUUACCUAAAAAGUACAAAUCUAGUGCUUUAGUUUAAAUGGCAUCCAUGUAAGAGCAAAAGUUAAUCCAGUGAAGUCAACAUGUCUCCUUGUGCGGGGUUCAUUUUACAGCUGUCUCUCUGCUCAGGUCCAUACUGACAGAUUCAUGUCUGUUCAGAAUUCAUGGACAGUUUCAGCACUUUUGAUUAACUUUUAAAGAAAUUUGAUAAGGAAACAUUUAUGCCAAAGAGUAUUUGUAUUUAAAACCUUUUGUUUGUUCAUUGUGUGUGAUAAUGUACCAAAAUAAAGUGUUCAUAAUAAAAUUGAUUUAUUUGUUAAA
Xyrichtys novacula (pearly razorfish) is the source of this 6478-nucleotide messenger RNA. Lineage: Eukaryota; Metazoa; Chordata; Actinopteri; Labriformes; Labridae. The record is from the annotation of a GenBank genome assembly.